UAUGAGUAGAAAAACAUUACAAAAACGACAAGAUAUACCCAAACAAGAUAAUGCACCGAAGAAAGAUGAUGCUUCCCCUGCACCAAAAAAAAAUGAUGUUCCAUCUCCAAAAGAUGCUCAAAAAGACGCCCCAAAAGAUGCUCCUAAGGAUGCUCCUAAAGACGCACCUAAGGAUGCUCCAAAAGACGCACCUAAGGACGCUCCCAAAGACGCUCCAAAAGAUGCUCCUAAGGAUGCUGCUAAUGACUCUCCGAAAGAUGCUCCUAAGGACGCACCUAAGGAUGCUCCAAAAGAUGUUCCAAAAGACGCACCUAAGGACGUUCCCAAAGAUGUUCCUAAGGAUGCACCUAUAACAAA
This is a messenger RNA of Rhizophagus irregularis DAOM 181602=DAOM 197198, 357 nucleotides long. Lineage: Eukaryota; Fungi; Glomeromycota; Glomeromycetes; Glomerales; Glomeraceae. The record is from RefSeq and is a predicted model, not a curated record.